AUGUACGCCUCCAAGAUGAUCAUGGCCGUCGUCGCCGUCGGUGCCGUCAGCGUCCAGGGCCUCCCCCAGCUCGUCCCCAAGCCCGCCAUGCUCGGCCCGUACGGCCUCAAGAUCAGCUCCUCGACCAGCACCGCCGUCGAGACGGCUUCCAGCAUCGCUACUUCCACCUCCACCUCCACUGUUUACGCCACCAGCACCGCUGCUUCCUCCACCACUCUCGCCACCGUUGUCAAGUCUUCUGCCACCUCGCCCCACGUCACCAUCGCUUCCGCCGCCAAGCCCAAGAACACCCAGUCCGCUUAG
Molecule: messenger RNA, 303 nt
Organism: Diplodia corticola
Lineage: Eukaryota; Fungi; Ascomycota; Dothideomycetes; Botryosphaeriales; Botryosphaeriaceae
Exons: 1
Coding region: 1-303 (100 amino acids)
Source: RefSeq, a predicted model, not a curated record